Messenger RNA from Cloeon dipterum, 791 nucleotides. Its product is annotated as protein lethal(2)essential for life-like. Lineage: Eukaryota; Metazoa; Arthropoda; Insecta; Ephemeroptera; Baetidae. Gene Ontology annotation, biological process: protein refolding; response to heat. The record is from RefSeq and is a predicted model, not a curated record. The transcript is spliced from 4 exons. Bases 157 to 720 code for a protein of 187 amino acids. Gene Ontology annotation, cellular component: nucleus; cytoplasm.
CACCCACUUGAUUCUUUUGGAUGCUGCUGAACAUAUUCUGGAAGCGUUCUCCUCGGAGACGUCACCGCUGGCGUUCUAUUUAAAAACCACAAACCGCCUCCCCGAGUUCCAUUCGCCGCUUCUAACUCGCUCAGUUGACAGCCAAUCUUAACCAGCAUGUCGAUGGUGCCGAUGCUUUUCCGCGACUGGUGGGACGAUUUCCAGCUGCCGCGCUCGCGCGUCUGGGACCACAGCAACUUCGGCAUCGGCAUGCACAGGGACGACCUGUUUCGCGCGCACGACAACGUCAUGCGACCCUGGCGGCGGCCGCAGAGCGUCAUCGUGCACCCCAUCCAGACCGAAACGACCAGCACCGACAACUCGGUCUACAGUGCCGUCAUCGACGUCACCCAGUUCACUCCAGCCGAGCUGAGCGUCAAGGUCCAGGGUGGAGCCGUCGUCGUGGAAGGCAAACACGAGGAACGAGCCGACGACCACGGAUACAUUUCCAGACACUUUGUCCGGCGUUACGUGCUGCCGGAGCAGUUCGACUUGGACCAGGUCAACUCCAGUCUCUCCUCGGACGGAAUCCUCACCAUUUCUGCACCCAAGAAGACUUUGCCAGGCAGCGGUGAAAGAGUGGUGCUCAUCCAGCAAACGGGAAUUCCUGCAGUGAAGGCGGCAGCUACCACCACGUCUGAGCCGACAAUCACGCACCCGCAAACACCCCAGCCGAUUUAAUCGCGAUAAAUAGUUUUUAAUUUAACUUAUUCGGUGAAUGUUGUGCGUCCAAAUUAAAAAGAUUUAUUUAA